Messenger RNA from Zonotrichia albicollis (white-throated sparrow), 4677 nucleotides. The record is from RefSeq and is a predicted model, not a curated record. NCBI's taxonomy places the organism in Eukaryota, Metazoa, Chordata, Aves, Passeriformes, Passerellidae.
AAAAGAAAGAAUUUAAAAAAAUAUUUUAAAAACUAAAAUUUAAAGGAGGAAGCAUAUUACAAUGCAUACAGAGUCACUGGUGCAGCAGAAACAUCACAAUAACAGAAGAGUAAAGAAAUCCAAGUUAAUUAAAGGGAAAGUAUGAUUUGGGAAAUCUUACAGUGAAAUGAAAGGAUUUUUUGAGAAAAAGGGAGAAAUGCUAUACAUGCCAGACUGUAAGACUUCCACCACUAUUUAUCUAAAGAACUUGAUUAGUUCUCGGUUAUUUGGAAAUCUCAAUGGGAUGAAGGCAAGAACUAGAAAUUUAAUCUUGCAGUGAGAUAAAUUUCUUUUAUAUCAGAGUUUGGCAAAGAGAAUCACUAAUGAGUCUUUCAAAGUAUUUGUGCCCCAUAUUAUAAUUAUAUUGCAUUUAAACUCAAUUUUGUAAUUGUAAAUUGAGUGAAAAUGACAGAUUACAAAAACAGAAGGCUAAUACCAACCUAUGUAGCAAUUUUGACUGUGUUGUAAGAAUGAGAAAAAUUCCUGUGGUGUCAGAGAGCCAGGAUUUUACCCUGUGGCUUUUAUUAGUGAUACAUCCAUAAUAUUUACGUAAACGUAUCUAUUGCAAUUUAGGGUUAUUCUGUGCUCUAGUAUAUAUACUGCAUUUCAGCAGGGAGAUAAAGCAUGAAAAAGGCACAUUUGUAUCCUGGUGAAUGGCUGACUGGUUAUAAUUCCUAACUCCUUCUAACCUUGGAAGAGUAACACACGAGAAUGCCUUGCACAGUUGUAUGUGCCUCAGAGCCCUGAAAAUGACAGACUGGAGGGAAUCCCAAGAAGAGCAACAAAGAUGAUAAAGGGAUUAGAGGAUAUGCAGAGAGAGUGGUUUAUGGGUUUAACAUAAUCAGCUGAGAGGAAAAUGGCAAAUAGGAGAGGGAGUCAUCUGUAAGGCUCAAGAAAAAAUACUGAAGUUUGACAUAAUGAAGAGUAAAGUCUGGCAACUGAAAAAGAUAGAAGAUUAAAAUUAGGCAUUUUAAAGAAUAUUCUGGUGUUCCGUUGAAAAAUGGUUAACUCUAACCAAGUGAGAUCUUAAUUGAUUGUUGUGUGCAAACAGCACUUCUGAUAGCGUGUCCAAAAUAUAUGUUGCCAAAUGCAGACAAACCAGACUGAGAAAUAAAAAAUGUCAGAGGGUUUAAAUCAAUUCCAAAUUUAUCCAUCGUUUUGAAAGAUGUAAAUCCAAAUUAGGAUUAGUGAUGCAGAUUACUUAACACAAAACACGUAUAAAUCCUGUACAUGGUGGGUACGUAGAUUGAAAGUGUUUCAAACUGAAUUUAAGAGAUAACAUGAAGUGCUUGUGCUAAAAACCCCAGCUAUUCUGGUCAGAAAAGGAGAAAGGCCAUGAUUAUUAAAUCUUUGUGUCAAUAUGUCCUGCAAAGAGAAACAUGAACUGCAAUGGAUCAAACCUUUCCAAAAGGGAAAACUAACUAUGCAUAUAGUGUUAAAACAAGUUGUCAUACUUAUUACAGCCAAAUUAAAUACCUUUUAUGAUAAUUUGUAUCUACAGAAUAUAUUUGGAAAAGGUUAUUCAGACUUGCAACCAAAUAUUUUCUAUAAUACAUUUUGAUUGUGUCAUUAUCACUUAAUAGCAAUAUAUUUUACAGGUACUUUAUGAUAGCCAGCAAACCAUAAAAUACUCCUUCUUGAGUAAUUGCAACAAUUUCACUUUUCCCAGGAUUUUCAAUGUAUUUUAAAUAUUUCAAAGAUGUUCCAGUUGAAUAAUCUUCUAAAUUAGUUCACUACUCAUUUUUGUAUGAAGGUUAGUCCAACCACAGGUGGCUGGUAGAAGCAUUGUUACAAAGUGUACUCAUAUAUGCAAAACUUCUGAGAUAGGGCAGGAUAUAUCAGUCCCUUGCAAUUGGUUAUUGCCUCUGGCCUGUUAGUGAUGGAAUCCUUGUGAUCUACUGCAUCCUUGUUUCCAGUUGGAGUUACCCUUCCAAACAAAAUUAUGUCUUUCUUUGAAUAAAUAGUGGCUUUAAAUUGCAAGGAUUUUAGACCAUUUUGUCUUGUAAAAUAAUUUACUAGCUGUUUUGUGUCAGAGCUCUGACUUAAAUGGAGAGGACAUUGUGUUCAGUACAGUUUAGUACUAUAUACCAGCCUAAUGCAUGCCCUCUAGUAUUUUACUGAAAUGACAGACAUGAUUACAGAGGACAGGUUGUAGGCUUGUGAUUUCUCUCAUCAGAUUGUGGUUUUUACAUUUUUUUUACAACAGAAAUCUGUUCAGGAAACUUUAUAAGUAAUGACUUAUGCUAGUUUAUUUUAGAAGAUUGAAGAGGACAAAGCCUGAUGAGAAAAGAAGGAAUUCCAAGUAUUUUGUUGUUGUUGUUGUUGUUGUUGUUAUGGCUUUCACCUGGCAAGGUCAUGACUUAAUAGUUGUUAUUUUGCAUGUUUAAUGUCACAUUUUUAAAACAUUCUGAUUUACAGGGAUAAAAAUUUGGAUUGUGCUGCUCACAGUGCAUGAUCUUUGAAAGCUCUCUAUGUACUUUCUCAAGUCUAUUAAUAUCAGGAAACUAAAAGGCAUGAGCUUCACGUCCAAUGCUAAUACACCAAAUAGAUUUACAGCAACAUUAUGACUAGAAUUUUGCUCUUUUUUUUUUCAUCUUUCUUAUAAAUAUUUUCCUGAAGCUAGUAGAGCUGCCUCAGCAUCCUUUUUCAGUCUGAUCUAGAAGCUAAGGUUGCGCAUGUUAUGAGGUAACCUGGUCUUGACCUGCAAUUUUUUUCAGAUUCAUCAUCUUCUGACCACAUUGGUGGAAUGUGGAGGGGGUCUGACACUGCACAGAAGAUGAUCAGGUCUUACAGGAAAUGGCUGCAAGUUUUCAGCUCUUUGAAACUGCUUCAUGGUCUCAAGUUGAAACUGAUCAGACAAGAGUGAUUUUGACCAGCUUCCAGAUGAUGUACCUGUUUCAGCUAAUAUCGCAGACAUUGAAGAGAAGAAAGGCUUUACUAAUUACUAUAUGUUUGUCAUUGAAGUAAAGCUUAAAGGUGGUGGCAGAUACCUGAUUUUCCGGCGCUAUCGUGAGUUCUAUGCCCUGCACACCAAACUAGAGGAGAGAUAUGGGCCAGAGAGCAGUAACAGCCCAUUUACCUGCACACUCCCUGUACUGCCAGGAAAAGUUUUUGUUGGUGCCAAAAAGGAAAUUGCUGAGAACAGGAUUCCUAUCCUAAAUGUCUAUAUGAAGAACCUGCUCUGCCUCCCUGCUUGGGUGUUGAUGGAUGAGGACGUUCGGCUGUUCUUCUACCACUCACCCUUUGAUGGUGAGCAGGUGCCUCACAGACUGAGACGGCUUCGCCCACGGACACGCCGAGUUAAGAGUGUUUCAGAUCAAGUGCCUGUUUUUGACCGCACCGCAGCUCCGCGGGCUGAGGCACUGUUUGAUUUUCCUGGAACCAAUAAACUGGAACUCAGAUUCAAGAAAGGAGAUUUGAUCUAUCUACUCAGCAAAGUAAACAAAGACUGGUUGGAGGGAACUGCUGAUGGUGCCACUGGGAUUUUCCCAUGUGCUUUUGUGAAGAUCAUAAAAGAUUUACCACAGCAGGAAGACACAGUUAAUAAAGUUCGCUGUUAUUACUAUGAUGAGACUGUGAGCACCAUCAGGGAUAUCUCAGUGGAAGAGGAUCUGAGCAGCAUUCCAUCAUUCAAAGAUUUAAUGGAAUUGAUGAGGCAGGAGUUUAACCAAGAAGACAUUGUUUUGAAUUACCGGGACCCUGAAGGUGACCUGAUCCGCUUGCUCUCUGAUCAGGACGUUGAACUCAUGGUGUCUCAGAGCAGAAGUUAUUCCUCUGAGAAGCACUUCUUCCCUUGGAAGUUGCACAUCACUCACAAAGAUGACUUGGGUGUCUACAACACUAGUCCAGGAGCAGGUGCUACUCAAACAGUAGGGGCUAUGUAAGUGCUAUAUAGAUAUCCCUCUCUGCAGGCAGUCUCCUUCAAAAUGUCUUUGAAGUGUCCUUGAAAUGAGUAAUUUUUAGUGAUAUAUUACCUUUCAGUGUAAAAUCUGUACUUGGUUAACUUCUUCAGCUUUUUAGCACACAUCUGCAAUACAGACAAUCUACAUAGAGACCAGAGAAAGUGAGUAAUAGAGAAAUAAAAUCAUGGGCCAUGUUUACAAAGCAAGUCAGUGUCAGCCUGCAAGAGAGGUCUCCUGAGCCCUUAGCCCUGCUCUAGUUUCUGUUCUCACUCUCAAGACUAGUUUUCUGUCCAGAAUGUCUUCAUAAGCUUUUGUUUUUUCUCUAGACUCCCAUAAAUUUCUCUUCAUUUGCUGAUCUGAAGGUUUGUGGGCCAUUGUGUAAUUAUAUCUCUCAUGUUGGAGUCUGACUGGGUUUUCAGAGUUUGUCCUAGGAGGAUCAAUAAAACUUUUUUGGAUUUCAGUGAAGAAGUUCCAGCCCAUCUUAACUUUCUUCUUUUCCACUGAUCAGUAUAUUGAAUUCUGUGAAUCAAACCUAGUACACCUGUGGUUUUCCUUUUAGACCUUUAUAUAACUGUACAAUAUACUUAUUUUCAUGUUUAGGAAAAUGUGUAGGAUAUCCUACUGAAACAGCAAUUUCUUCUCUAUCUUCUGCUUUCUGACACUGCAUUCAAAGUAUAACUAACAAGAAAUUACUGUAUCAGAUUCUUCAACAAAUAAAGUUAAAUGUUAGUUUGUC